AUGGGCCCGAAAAGAGGUAAAAAGGGCACUCCGUGGCCAGAACCACGGUUUGCAGAUGACCCUGAUAUACGCGCAUAUGUAGCUGCAGCCAUCAAAGAUCUCGAGGCACUGAAGAAGCACCAAGAAGCACUGGAGAUUGGCAUGCCCCGUGAGCUCUCUACUUCCGUGGUUGACGCGUUCUUAUACCUGGCUCGAAGGGUGAAGAAUACGCCUACGAAUGAGCAACUAGCGCAGCGGCUCGCGAAGGUCGAAUUACACGUGGAAAAGACGCAGAAAGAGGCCUGGGGACGUAAGGUGCCCUCGAACCCUCCCACGGUCCCUAGCGUGGGAUUGAGUAGUGGAGGAAGCUUGCCAUCAACCCCAUAUCCAAGCCAGGAGGACCUAGAGGUCUAUCUGGAACAUACCGAUCCAAAUAUCCUCAACCCGAUACGUCGAUUCCCGGAUAAGGUGGUGGAGAAGGCAAAUCUCGCAAUACGCAGCACUCAAGACACCACCAUCGCACAUCGACGAAUUGCGGCAGCCCAUAUACUACCUAGUGGUGAUAUUAUACUCUUACUAGGCACAGUGGACGACGUCGACCAGCUUACCCGCAAGAAGGACUGGAUUAGGGCAUUCGGAAACGAAGCACGUAUACGAAAACGUACAUGGGGCGUCGUCGUACACGGCGUCAACACGAAUAUCAACCCCAAACAGCCUCAAUUCAUAACCACGCUUACCUCAGAGAACGCCCCGGUGUUCGCGCAGCUUCCAGCCUCUAUGAAUGUCACACACACGGGCUGGCUCCUAAGCGAGUAUAAGAUCAAGGAACAGAAGCUCACAAAUGCCCACCUUGUAGUCAUAUUUGAUGAUGAAAGGAUUGCUAAUUUUGCAAUCCAACGCGGCCUUAUUAUUAAGGGAAGACAGCACAAUGUCUCAAUAUACGACAAAGCAGCCAAUCUCCAGCAGUGCUUCAAGUGUCAGAUGUAUAAACAUAUCGCCAGGCACUGUCAGCGCCAGAUCUGCUGCACGUACUGCGCUGGAUCUCAUGAUACAGGGGAUUGCCCUACACCGAAAGAGAAAGAAUACGCUAAAUGUGCUAAUUGUACCGCAGAAAAUGUCCAUAUCAAAGAUCCUGCCAAGAGACUCAAUACGAAACACUUUGCGUACGCGAGGGAGUGCCCGAUACGAGCUACAUGCCUCGCAGAGGCACAUCAACGACGUACAUACGGCCCACAAUAUCACACUCCUGUGAUACGACCUGGCAAUAGUCAGCCCGGAGCCAUCUCACCAAAUAACCCUACACCAGCUGAAGCAGCCAAUACAGAGCGAAGUCCUCGCGCACCGGCUCGUACAGCCACCACACGUCGAUCUGCCAACUCAAGAAGUAAGAGCGCAGCAGCCGCCCGAAAACGAGUGGCAGAACGAUCUGAGCCCGAGCCGAUAAGCCCUACAUCAGGUGACCCUACCAAUAGAUCCUCGAAAAAGCCUAUGAGAGCGCAGUGGGAUAAAGAUCUAGUUAUAGAUGCAGAUCCUAAUCCUGAACCUAAGACAGGACCUGAGACCCAGAUUAAAUAUACAUAUAACACACGUGCACGUCAGAAUACGAAGCCUCCACCAGGAACCCCGGUUCUGCAAUUAGAUAUUGCUCCACUAGAAAUUUCACAUGUGCAAGCUGUUAGGACUGUCCGCCAAAGUAAGAGUGUGCGUACGAUCCCAGACGAUGACUCAUCUGAGGAUGAACUUACCCAGCCAUCAAUCCACAAAGCCCCUCAGGAUCUAAUCGAGCUAGCUCAGGAGGCUGAUACGCUAAUGACCACGAACCUUGAAGACAGCACCUGGGCUAACAAUCAGUAA
Talaromyces stipitatus ATCC 10500 is the source of this 1833-nucleotide messenger RNA. RefSeq lists its product as uncharacterized. NCBI's taxonomy places the organism in Eukaryota, Fungi, Ascomycota, Eurotiomycetes, Eurotiales, Trichocomaceae. The coding region runs from base 1 to 1833 and encodes 610 amino acids. The transcript is spliced from 2 exons. The record is from RefSeq and is a predicted model, not a curated record.